This is a messenger RNA of Megalobrama amblycephala (Wuchang bream), 4334 nucleotides long. It is a transcript of the gene ccdc136b, whose product is annotated as coiled-coil domain-containing protein 136. Gene Ontology annotation, cellular component: acrosomal membrane. The transcript is spliced from 12 exons. NCBI's taxonomy places the organism in Eukaryota, Metazoa, Chordata, Actinopteri, Cypriniformes, Xenocyprididae. Bases 1566 to 2969 code for a protein of 467 amino acids. The record is from RefSeq and is a predicted model, not a curated record. Gene Ontology annotation, biological process: single fertilization; acrosome assembly.
GGAGUCCUUGUCCGUUUGUUGGCUUUGAGCUUAAAACAUCGAUUCCCUUUGAGCCUUUUCGGUGUGUUUAUGUGAAACACAGAGAUAAAAUGAUCGAAACGGAGCGUAUUAACGGAUUCCUGUAUUACCACGUCACCUUGAGCAGGUGUAGCUGUGUGUCAUUUAAGGGGAACAUUCUUGGCCCUGUUUCAGCGGAUGGUUUUUUUUUCAGGGCUUUGUAAUGCUGUGUCGUGUCGUCACGUCUUGCUCAGCCAUCUGCAAGAACUGACCCUAAACAUGCUGCGAGUUUCAGUACGAGGCCUUCAUGUUGUUUGAUUUCUUCUUGCUGGGAGUUUAAAGACCAGAUCUGUCUAAAUCACACUCAGAAUGUAAAUAUACUGUGCCUCAAUAAUCAAUGAUAGGUACAAUUAAUAAUGAAAUAAAAUAUUAAACUAGUUUUCAAAAAAAUAAGACUCGAUGAACUUUGAUAAUAUUUGAAUUAGUGUUGUCAAAUUGAUUAAUCACGAUUAAUUGCAUCGGUAACACUUCAUUUUACAGUGUCAUUGUUACACGUUACAUGUAAUUACUGUAGUAAUAACUAGAAAUUAUGCAUAAUUACACGCAAUUAACCCUAAACCAAACACUCAUUCUUACCCUUAACCUAUAGUAAGUACAUGCAGUUAAUUAUUAUUACUCAGUACUUAAAUAUAUAAUUACACUGUAAUACUCAGGUAACUUUUUAAGUUAAACAAACAAUUCUUUUUUGCAGUGUGUAUAUAUAUAUAUAUAUAUAUAUAUAUAUAUAUACAUACACACACACAAUCACGAUUAUUGCGAUUAAUCAGAUCUAACAUAUAAAUUAGUGAAUAUAUAUACAAACUUUUAUGUUAGAUGCUAUUAAUCGCGAUUAAUCGAUUUCACAGUACUAAUUUUAAUUUAUAAUAAUUGAAUAAAAAUAAUAAAUAAACACUAACAAAUGGCAUGAAACCAACUUUUGAAAUAUAAUUACAAUUUAUAAAAAUAUUAAAAUAUUUUCUAAUUAUGAAGACUUAAAUAUUAAACUUUUAUCAUAUUUAUUAAUUAAAUUAAAUAUAAUUAAAUAUGUAUAUUAGUGCAAAAGCAUCAAAAUGCUCCCAAAAUCCAGCUGAUUUAAAUCUGUGAGAAAAUGGACCACACAAAGUAAUCAAAUAGUUAACAGAUGAGAAAAGAGCAAACUGAGGUAAAAGAUAAAGGGGGAGCAAGAGAGCUAGAGGGAGUGAGUGAGCAAGGGAGAGAGAGGGGGGAAGGAAGGAGGGAGAGCAGACGAGAGGAGUGCACGCAGUAAACGAGAGAUAAUGCACAGCGAGUAACGGAGACGUAAGCUGUCAGUGUCCUGAGCUGCGCACAGAUCUCAUUAAAGGAUGUAUCGACCGUCGCAGCACAGUGUGUGUGGAGCCUGACAUUCCUCGCAGGGCUGUGUGUGAUUGUCCCUCCUGUUUUCUGACCAUUAUCACUGCGCCUGCUUCAUUGGCGUGCGUGUGUUUGGACAUCUAACCCCCCUCUAACCCCCACCCCCCCACUUCCUGAGGCCUGUCGCCACGACAACCAUGGACUGCGGAUUGCGUCUGCCGCCCGUCAUUGAGGAGGUCUUGGAUCCUGCAGACGAUGUGUGUGACUUGAAAGCGGAGCGGCCGGGUAUAGGCAGUGAAAUGACAGCCAAAGAGCGAGGGUCACUGGAGGAGAAUGAGGAGAGAGACCUGGAGGAGGUGGAGGCUGGAAAUGGAGAGAAGGGGCAGGAGGAUGAGCGGGAGAAGAAGGAGGUGAAGGAGGAGACUGUGGACGAGGAGGAGGGGGACACGGAGGAACGAAGAGGAGCUGAUGAGGAAGAUGAACUGGAGGUGCUGAGGUCACAGGUGGUGCAGCUGCUUUUGGAGCUGGAGGAGACCAGAGAGGUGUCACAACGACACGAGGAGAGCUACAACGAGCUUCAGGGUCUUUUGGAGGAAGAGCGGCUGGCAAGCGCCCACCAGGCAGAGAGCUUUACGAGACAGAUCCAGAGACUUCAAGCCCAGCUGCGCUCGGUGCAGGAGGAGCUGGAUAGCCUUGAGGAGGAGAAGGCCAGCGAGCUGUGGGAGGCGCAGGAGGAGCUGCGUGUGGCGCAGGAGGAGGUGCAGGAGCUGCAGCAGGCUGCGGAGGAGGCGGCGGCCGAGCGGGAGAAUGACAUCGCCCUGCUGCAGGAGGAGCUGUGCCGUCUACGUGCCGAGUUGGAGCGUCUGCGCGGCACCACACAGGAGUACGAGCUGGAGCUGACCACGCUGCGGGCCGAAAUCAGCAUGAAGAACCAGCGCAGGGAAGAGAAGGACAGAGCAGGAGGAGAAGGUGACAUGGACCAACUGAUGGAGGAGUGUCGCUCCUUGAAGGACGAGUGUCAGACUCUGAAGAACGGCAACAAGCAGCUCUCUGAGAAACUGGAGAUGCUGGAGCAGCAGCGAGCCAGCUCAGCUGAUUCAUGCCUGGCCCUGAAAGCAGAACAGAAUGAUGGAGAAAAUGACACAGAAAAAGAUGUCGAGAAGGAGGUGAAGGCUGAAGGUUUUGUCAGCACGUUGGAGGUAGAAGGUGGGAAGUGGGUGGAGGCUUAUACCCAGAAGAACAUCUCAUUUGAGGGGAAGCCCGUCACCCCGACGGGCAAGAGUGGAGGGUUCUCAGAGGUGUUUUCCCUCAGAGACCAGCUGAAACAGGCUGAGGAGAGAGCAUCACAGGUCCAAAGAGAGUGUGAGGGACUAAAAGGAGAGCUUAUGGAACUGCAGGGGCUGUACGAGAGCAGCCAGAGGGAGAGGGCGGAGCUAGAGGCGGAGCUGCAGCGUUGUAAGGCGGAGCUUGGUCGGCUGGCUGGUAGGAAGGCUCAGAGCUCCACUCCUUCGUCUGAGUGCCCUAUUCUCUCCAUACCCUUCAUAGGAAUGGUUGUAAUAAUGGGCCUGAUAUGGUGCUGCUGGAAGGAGCUCUUGUCCUAAAGGGGGAAAGGAUAAUGAGGGAGACUGGAACCUGGUGAUGGUUGUUGCUGUGGCAGCAGCAGCAAUUCUACUCAUUCCCAGUUUCACCAGAGCUCUGGCCUGAGGCUGGACAGGAAGUGACCUCAUCAUCCCACUCUGCCCAUGGUACACAACUCUAUCACCCUGACCACAUUUAACCACCAAUGGGAACCGAAAACCAUCACUCACCUGGGUCAUAUGGGAACACAAUAACACAUGGCUUCCAAACUUGAUGCUUUUUGAUGUGCGUUGUGAUGCUGAUUGUUUGCCGUCUAAACUGCUUUGCUCUGCUUUUGUAGACAAUCGUAUCUGUUUCGACCAGUAGUGCUACAGACACUGAUGCCAAGCCAUGAGGUCAGAAUGGAGGAGCUUCUGAUUGGUCUAGCUCCCCGCUUUCCAUUUCAUGAGUUGUUUUCUUUCCUUAAUGGACAAUUUCAAAGGUCCUCUCAAAACUAUUUGCCUUAUCACUUUUAGAUAGAACAUUUGCACACUUUACCUCUUUUUGGCUAUCAAAAAUAAACAGAUUCCCAAUCUCUUGGGGGACUGAAGAGGAUGCAGUUCUUCAUCAACAACGCUUUGGAUGCAGCAUAUUGCUUUGUGCUUCAUUGCUUUUUGAUUAGGUAGGAGCAUGCAGUAUUUAUUUAAUCUUCCUGGAUCUUCCCAUUUUUAAUAAUUACGUACUGAAGUCUCAGUACUGUCAGAAUCGUUUGUGUUUAAGUUCAGUAACUGAGAACUUGUUUUACUUUCGUCUAUGGCAUGGUUUCUAACUCAAAAACUCUGUAGGUAACUGUACAGUACUUCUCUAUAUACUAGCAAAGGUGAAUACUAAUGUGCUGCAUACUAUUUGUCAUUUUUACAUUUAUUUUGGUAAAAAAAAAAAAAAAGGAAGAUUCCAGGUGGGUUAAGGUUAUUCCAGGAGGUAAACAUGCUUAUUUUAAACUUUCCACAGAUAUUUUUGUAUCUGAAUUGUUUAUUCCAAGACAUGAAAUGUAUAGAUUGAUUUUGUGUGUGUAGACUGAUAAAUGAUGCUAAAGAGUGAUAGAUAUUUUUAUACAAGGGUUGACUAAUCACUAAAAUGACACUAAAAGAACUAAGUAUAAUGAACAAGCACAGAUCUACUGUAAAUCCACUGAUGUUGCAUUAAUGAUUUUAUCUGAGGUUAUUUGCUAUGUUUUUGCAUGUCAUAUAUAUCUAUACAAUCUCUUCUCUCCAAAGAGACAGGCAAAUUACAGAGUCGGAAAGACAAAAUGUCAUGAACAAGUGGUUCUCAACUGGUCUGUCGGAACCCAAAAAUAAGUCGCGGUUAUGUUUUUAAAGUGUCGUUGACAGCAGGGAAAAACUCUCCUA